This is a messenger RNA of Neltuma alba, 1812 nucleotides long. RefSeq lists its product as uncharacterized. Lineage: Eukaryota; Viridiplantae; Streptophyta; Magnoliopsida; Fabales; Fabaceae. The record is from RefSeq and is a predicted model, not a curated record. Bases 1 to 1812 code for a protein of 603 amino acids. The transcript is spliced from 3 exons. Gene Ontology annotation, molecular function: zinc ion binding.
AUGGAGGAGCAAGAUGUGAUUGAUCAAUCAUUUGGAGGUAUCAAUGAAUUGUCUAUGUCUCCACCUACCUUAUUUGAUGUGAUUGGAGAGCCACAAUCAAUUCCUUGUGCUGUUGAAAUGAUCCCAACACCUACACCACAAAUGAAUUCCACAAAAUGGAAGGAUUUGAUUAUUGGAGAAGGACAAAUAUUUCCAAAUGCCACUACUCUCCGGAAAACAUUAUACAAGUACAGCUUAUGCCAGAAGUUUUCGUACGUUUUCAUUAAGAAUAAUCAGCAAAAGAUCAUUGUGAAGUGCAAGGUUGAUGGUUGUCCAUGGUAUAUGGGUGCAUAUUCAAUGGGAGCACAUCAAGAUACUGAGUUUUUAACUAUCAGAACGUACAAAAGUGAACACAUUCAUCAUGCACAGGACAACUUAAUUGUACCUCACUCAGGAAGGUCAAAUUUAGCUGCUUCGAUUGUGAUUGAUGACUUGAGGUGCAAUGUUGACAAGAGUCCUAAUGAAAUCAGAAAGGACUUGUAUAAAGAAUAUGGAGUGCAAUUGAACUAUACUCAAGCAUAUAGGGUUAGGAAGAGAGCAGUAAUGGAAUUACAUGGUCGAGUAGAAGAUUCUUAUAAGGUAAUCCCUUGGAUGUGUGAGAGACUCAUGGAAACUGAUCCUGACACAGUUGCAAGAUGGGAAGGCUCAGAUAGCAACCGAUUUGAGAGGCUAUUCAUUGCAUAUGGAUGCUCAAUUAAAGGCUUUGUGGAAGGUUGCAGACCAAUUAUUUAUAUAGAUGGAUGUCAUUUGAGUGGUCCUUACAAAGGAACUUUAUUAUCAGCUUGUGCAUUUGAUGCAGACAAUGAGUUGUUUCCUUUAGCAUAUGGUAUUGUUAGCGGGGAAACAAAUGAUGAAUGGACUUGGUAUCUACAGAAUCUGAAAGAAAUAACCAGAUCAGCACAAGUGACAAUUGUCUCAGAUCGGAGUAAUGCUAUUAUCGGUGCUGUCAAGACAAUAUUUGAUGGUGAUAGACAUGCUUUUUGCUAUCGACAUGUGAAAGAAAAUUAUAGUGCGCAAUUGUUUUGUCCUCAAUUGGCACAAUGGGUUGAAUCUCAUGGGGAUGUGGAUAGAUGGGCGCAAAGUAAAUUUCCUUUUAAGAGAUGGGAUAACAUCACCAAUAAUCUUGCUGAGUCUUUUAAUGCAUGGAUGUUGAAAGAAAGGAAGCACGCCUUGCCGGUUUUGAUACAAGAGCAUCAAGAGAAGUUGGCCAAGAAGAUGGUUGCUAGCAAAAUGGGGAUGAAAAGCUGGAAAAAUGGUGUAGGACCCAAUAUUGAAUCAAAGUUGUCGGAACAAAUAGCAAGAGGUGCGUGUAUGGAGGCAACAUAUUAUGGUGAUGACCAUAUUUCGGUGCAGACAAUACGUGAGGGACGCAUCAUCUAUGUUGCUGUUGAUCUGAUUUCUCACAGAUGCACAUGUUUGGCAUGGCAAAUGAGUGGAAUACCUUGUCCACAUGCUUGUGCAGCAAUCAAACUAGUUCACCGUAGUGUGUAUGAUUAUGUAGAUGAUUGUUACAAAUUGUCCACACAGGAGAAAAUAUAUGCAAGUAGCAUGAGGCCAAUUGCAACACAUGAUUGCCCACAGCCUGAUGCACCUACUGUGAGUCAUAUGCUGACCCAAACAUUCUUGCAUCCACCGAUAACCAAAAGGCCUCCAGGAAGGCCAAGGAUUAAUAGGAUAGAAUCUCAGUUCCAAAAUAAGAAGGUUUAUCAUUGUGGAAGAUGCAAAGAGCCUGGACACACUGCCAAGACAUGCAAGAACCCAAAUCCCAGCUGA